This is a messenger RNA of Truncatella angustata, 2988 nucleotides long. RefSeq lists its product as uncharacterized. NCBI's taxonomy places the organism in Eukaryota, Fungi, Ascomycota, Sordariomycetes, Amphisphaeriales, Sporocadaceae. The record is from RefSeq and is a predicted model, not a curated record. The transcript has 5 exons. Bases 1 to 2988 code for a protein of 995 amino acids.
AUGCAUUUCUCACAAUAUCUGUUACUUUCUGUACAAAUCGCCGGGACGGUGGUAUCCUCGGCUGCACUGUUCGAAUUCGGAGGGCCACCAGUGCAAUACCGCCCAAAAUUCCGAUAUUGGCUUCCGGAUGCUUCAGUGCCAUAUCAAUCCGUCGUGGACGAUGUGGACCACAUUGUCUCGGUAGGAGCUGGAGGCCUCGAGUUCCUUCCGUUCUAUAACUACGGCCUAGGCCCUGCACUCACAGACUGGUCUAUCUACGGAUUUGGCACAGAAGCGUUCAAAGAUAUGCUUCUAGCAGCUUUGAAUACUAGUAUGGCCCAUGGCAUAGUUUUUGACCUUGCGCUUGGUGCUAAUCAAGGCGCUGGUGUGCCCUCCAUAGUCGAGACCCCCGGCUUGGCCAAGGAGCUCGUGUAUGGAAACAUCACGAUCCAGUCAGGGGAAACGUACACGGGGCUAGUGCCGGAGCCCAACCCCGACUUCAACAAAAUUACGGGCUUUAUGAACACCCCUGAGCUGUGGGGAGCCAACGAGAUUGUAGCUGUGGUGGCUGGGAAAAUUAUUACUGACGUGCUGCUUGCGCAAUACUUCUACAUGUCUAUCCUCGAUGAGACGAGCCUAGUUGACUUGACUAACCUCACAAUUCAGGGUAACCUCUCAUGGACUGCCCCAAAAGGCGACGGAAAUUGGAUCGUCUUUGGUAUCUAUGAGCGCUACACGAAUCAAAGGAGUUGCGCAUCGGUCACAAAUGCCACAACGGCCCUAGGGAAUGGUUCUUGGAUUGUGGAUCACUGGAGCUCAAGCGGAGCUAAGAAGAUGACAGACUUCUGGGACCAGCAGAUUCUGUCGAAUGACACGAUAGAUGCUCUCGUCACAGAAACUGGCCAGUAUAUCUGGGAGGACAGCAUGGAAAUGCAAGCCGCACUGCCGUGGACAAGAGGUCUGCUCUCUCGCUUCGAGGCUCUUCAUGGUUACAGCGCCACCAAGUUUCUGCCUAUCCUUUUCCAUGCAACAAAUACCUGGGGUGGUUAUCUUCCCCCGUACAAUAUCACCUACACUUUGGGAAGAUACGCUACGGAUGGAGGAGCAUACGUACAAGACUACAAGGCGGCAUUGAGCCAAGGAUAUCUAGAAUAUCUGGAGCAUUAUAACGGUUGGGCUUCAUCCAGAGGCUUGAAGCUAUCUACCCAGCCAGCAUACAAUAUGCCUGUUGAUAUGACCCAGGCAGUGGCGCACGUUCAGGUACCCGAGCUGGAGUCGUUGGGUUUUUCCGAAAGCAUCAAUAACUACCGCCAAUUCACGGGUGCAGCUCAUUUGGCUGGACGCAACAUUAUCUCAACAGAGGUUGGCGCCACACUCGGGAACGCCUACAAGCAGAGAAUCCCCCACUUGAAAGGCCUCUUCGACGAAUCUUUCGCCGCUGGCGUCAAUGCCAUGGUCCUUCACGGGUACGCCUAUAGUGGAGAGUAUGUGGGAACAACCUGGCCCGGCUACACUCCUUUUCAGUAUCAAUACUCAGAAAUGUGGAACCCUCGACAACCAGCUUGGAAACACCUCGAUGACCUCAUGUCUUAUUCCGCUAGGAACUCGAUGGUUAUACAACUUGGUGUCCCCAAGUUCGAUCUCGUAUUUUACUAUUUUGAUAUUCCCUAUCGCUUUGGCGCGGGUAGCUACAACCAAAGCGACAUGAACACAUAUGGGUACACAUUUGAGUAUUUAGGACCUGAUAACCUGGUCUCCGGCCCAGCCGUGGCUGCUGGUGGUAUCCUUGCUCCUGACGGACCGGGAUACAAGGCUAUGGUUAUUUACAACCAAACCCAGAUCACGCCCCGUGCUUCUGCAGCACUUACCGUCUUCGCUCGCAACGGACUUCCAAUCUACAUUGUAGGAACAAUACCCAAUAUCACAAUUGGGACCACCGGCCAACAAGAAGUCUCGGCAAAUAUGGAAGAGCUUUUGACAUACGAUGUUGUGCAUGUACUGGAAACCGAUGACUUUUCCGCCUCUACGCCUUUUGCGGACAGUGUCCUGCCUCGUGUCAAUACCCAUGGGGACUCCGGCGCAUCUAGUCUUUACACCUUUUGGAGGUCAGAUACUAAAUCUGACAGCGAAUAUGUCUACUUAUACAACACUGGCGCUGAUAAAACUUUUAAUGUAUCUUUUUCUGUGCUGCCCAACUCGAGUCCGGAAAUUUUCAAUGCGUGGACUGGAGAUCAGAUCCCGUUGGCUGUAUACCAGACCACCUCAACCGGCAUCACCACGUCGAUCAGCUUGAAAUCGAACCAAACAACCAUCAUUGGGUUUUCAGCAUCCGCAACACAGGAUCGCGUGUUUGUUGUCGAUCACUCUCCGAACGUUGAGACUAUUCGGGUUGCCAAAUGCAUCGAGGCAUGGGUGGCCGACUCGUCGGAGGCAUGGGUGACGUUGAGCAACGAGAUACGGGUUGUCAUUCCCGCAGCCGCUAAUGUUCCCGCAGCUGUAACCACCUUGGGUCCAUGGAAUCUCACGGUCGACGCCUAUGGUCCAUCUGACAACAAUUACAAUGUGAAAGGCGAAAUCACAACCAUCAAUGUCGGCAGGCUAGAUAAUCUUGUGCCAUGGACAAAUAUUUCUGGAAUUGAGCAGAUCAGUGGGGUUGGAAUGUACUCAACCAAUUUUGAUCUGUACUCUUAUGAUCAGACAGCUAUACUGGUCUAUUUUGGUCCAAUACUACAUACCCUGAGGGCUUGGGUAAAUGGACAUCAUCUCUCCCCCGUUGACCCAACAAAUCCCGUGUCUGAUAUUUCUGAUCUCGUGGGAGCGGGAAGUAACAAACUGGAUAUCGAGGUAACGACUUCUUUGUUCAAUGCAGUCAAAGCGAAUAUCGGUCGAGUCUUUAGUGCUGGCUAUGGCCCCAAAACACCUACAUACUACACGGCUGAAGAUUGGCACGAGUUCGGGCUAGUAGGACCUGUGGAGCUCCGAACCAUGAGGAAACUGUGUGUUGCGUAA